Molecule: messenger RNA, 8974 nt
Organism: Pristis pectinata (smalltooth sawfish)
Lineage: Eukaryota; Metazoa; Chordata; Chondrichthyes; Rhinopristiformes; Pristidae
Exons: 10
Coding region: 253-5043 (1596 amino acids)
Source: RefSeq, a predicted model, not a curated record
GAGGCGCUCUCAGCGCCGGCAGGAAGCGGAAAAAAAGUAACGAAUGUGUGCGCGCGGCCGCGUGACAGGGGAGCCGGGUCGGGCCGGGCGGAGCGGGCGGAGCGGCCGGGCCCCGGACACUGGACACCGGCGCAGCCUGUAGCACCGGUGUUGCUGUGUAAGAUGAGUGCCUAAAACGUCUACAAGUUGUAAACUUCAGCCCCCUCUUUGUCCCUCCCCACCUCCCACAGCGAGCACCCAACAACAGAAGUCAUGCUUUCUGCUAUUGUAGGCGGAAGUGUGACCAGGGGCCAGCAGUUGCCAACCACCGAAGCUGCCUCCUUUCUCCUGGCCCAGGGGCUGUGCAUCAGACUUCGAAGCAGGAGAGUGACUAGAGUCCCUGUCCCUAACAGGCCAUCGCAGCCACAGGCCGUCCCGCCACCCCACAAGCAUGGGGAGCAAGACGGGCAGAUGUCCGUGUCGGAGGCUGCCUCCCAUCUCCUGACACAGGAGCUUCAGUGUAAGAGAGUUACCAGGACAUCCAUCCAGAGCCAGCCCCCUGACCCAGCACCUGCGCCCCACACCCGAACCCAUAAUCUCAAAUCCAGCGGGAGGACAGUCCGGAAGCUGAACUACCGAAAGGUAGCUAACCUCGGGCUGGUUGCAUCACCGAACAUUGGGAACAAGAGACGGAAUGCCAAACCCAGGAAGAGCGAGUUGCCAGCUGCCGGCGACGGUGAAGAAAAAUCGGAGGCUCGUGCUAACCGCAAGAAGCAAGCGAGUGGAAAGUUGUCUCAGGAAGUUGAAUUGGAGCAGAGAAAGGGAGCAGGGGCUGUAGGGAAGAGCCACUCUGUAGGUCGGCAGAGUAAGCCACAUUCAGUUGUGAAUCCAGGCAGUAACCAGGCCGAUGGUGAAGUGGGACCCGAGACGUGGUCGUCAGCCAUCAGUGAAAGCGUCACUCUGAAGGCAGAGAUUCCUCAAGUCCACAUCCAGCCCUGUGUGAACCCAGCUGGCUUGAGUGGUGAAGAUGACUCGAACUGUAGAACUACCCCGUCGAUUAGUGAGAGAGCAGAAGGUCGCAGUGUGAUGGAUAACUGCAAGGGAGGAGUCCCUGCCAAUGUUCACCGUGAAACACAAUCCGACUCUCCACUGUGCAGCACUGAGCAUUUGUUUACAGCGUCGGCCAAUGAAAUGUGUACAGAAAGUGGAACGAGCAGUGAUGCGUCGGAAGAAACCGCGUGUCCGAAGAUUCCACAACGUGAAGCUCCGGCAAUGCCUGUUGGAGUAGAGAAGGCCAGGAGGGUCUCUGGAGAAAGCAAGAGUACCGGGGAGGCACUUAAAGGGAUUGUGGUACCUCUCCCGGCAGCAGCCUCUGAGAAACAUCUGGGGAUUGAUUCAGUUCACAAAGUGCCUUUAAGAGGUAUAGUGACCAGUGAUGUGCCUGACUGGAUGCCUUCAGCUGCCAUAGCAACCAACCACUUGCUUACAGGGAAUGUUGUGACUGACAAAGUGCUUGCUUGUAGUGCAGCAACCAUUAGGACUCUGGCACACAAUGGGUUGCCUCCAAGUAAAGCACCUGUGGAGGGCGGGGUGACCGAUGAUGCUUUUGCAGAGUGUGGGUCACGCAGCGGGGUAUUGGGAGGUGAGACAGUUGGUCAACGUGGGACUUGUGCUAAUGUAGGAAGAGGCCAGCUGGCUGAUCGAUCAGUGGAUGCAGCACCCAGUGGGUUGACUACAGAGGGGGAGGUGGCCAAAAUAGUACUGUUGGGAGUUGCAACAACCAAUGGUACAGCCAAGAGUGCAUUGAUCGAGGCAUCUUCAGGUCAGACAGAAGCUCUGGGUGAUGUAGUAACCUCGGCCAUGCCCAUUGAAGAUGUGAGAGCCAAUGAAAUGCCUGCUGGGAAUCUGGUGGUCCCUGGGCCACUCGCAGGAGUAGAAACUACUGCAGAAUGUACAACCUUUGAACUUCCAACACAAGAUAAGCUGACUAAUGUACCUACAAUUACAGUGCCCACUCACUUGGCUACUGAAGAUGUAAUCAAGCCAGUACCUUUGGGUGUUGUAGCAGCCAGAUGUAUCCUUCCCAAGAGUGCAGUGUCAAAGCUCUCUCCAGAUGUGACUGUGGAGGGUGGCAUUCCAAGUGAAAGUCCAAAAGGAGAGGCACUGACCAGCGACCAGCUUGGGGAGAGUAAUGCAGCUACUGAUGCUGUAAUGGAGGUUUCCGCAGGAGUUGAGCUGACCAUGGGAGUGUUUUAUGAUGUGGCAACUGACGGGGAACUAAUGGAGAAUGAGUUGGCUGACAUACCUACAGAUGUCACUGGCAUUGCCAUGGAGAUGUACACUGCAGGUGACCCAGCCAUGGAAGGAAGUGUGGCAGUCAAUGAAGCACAUGGCGGCGGACUGCUGCCGGGCAGUGUGCGUGAAGCAGCUGAACCUGCAGGUGAAGGUGAAGAUGUGAUGUAUGAGGUGCUUGCAGAUGGUGAGUUGGUAGACAUACCUACAGACGUAAUCAAUGACUUGACUGAAGAAGAAGCCGAUUACAAAGCUGAGCCCUUAGGAGUUGCAUCAACCAGUGGGGAGAAUGGCUUGUUUGCACUAUAUCUGGAUUCGAUAACCAACAAAAUGUCGGGAUCAGCUAAAGCAGUGAAUUCCUGGGGUAUGACAUCCAGUUGGGUGUUUUCAGGUAAUGAGCUCCUUCAACUUUCACCAGGGUCUUCAGCACUUCUAGAGGAUGAAAAAGUCGGUGUAGUUCCUGCAGAGGGUGUGGUGAGUAGCAACUUCACUGAAGAGAAGCCACUACAUGGUACGGAAGGAUUGGUCGCAGCAGGGCUGACUGAUGCUGUAGGAAGUGAGCUUCGGGCAGCAAGAAAUCCACUGGGAAAGGGGGUUCAGGGCAUGGCGGAAACCCAGGUGUCAGAAUUCUGCAGUGCUCAGACCUUCCCAAACGAGGAGUUUAAAACAUUAACCUCGAAAGGGCAGGAUGUUUGUACCUGCAGUGAAAGUGAUGCAUCGCGUUGUGAAGAUAAAUACCUGAGAGCUGUCGAGCCCAGUGAAUGUGAGACCGAGACCGUUCCAUCACCGGUUACAAACCCAGUGCCCGUGAAGUGUUUGGAACAGAAGGUAAGGAGUGUGGUGGAUAUACGCAAUCAGCAGAUCCUGGAAGAAAAGACGGCGCCUGGUGGAUCUGUAACAGUGCUGGUGAAUGAAGCAGCCGCUAUCUGCUCUGCCAAGAAGGAUGGAUUCAGGUGUAGAAAUAAGAGGAAGGGAUUUGUCAGGUUAAAACUGAGGAAAUUAAACAGCACAGUACAUUUCUUAAAUUGCACUCCGAGUUUGCCCCAACUGGAAAAGUUCUGCCUGAACAGGACUUCAGCGUGCAUGGAAUUUUGCAAGAGGAGGAAUAACUGCAUCAGUUCCGAUUUGGACCACAGGGUCCAACAUGUAGAAGAAAUAAAACCAAAGAAUCUGUCUCUCCUACCGCUUAAUGAUCUAGCACAUCAUAAACUCUGCAAAAAGCCCCCGCUAUUGGAACACUUGUCGGCAAUUGCCAGAGGCUUGCGUGUGCUCUCCAACUGCACAGAAAUACUACAGGAAUUCACUGCACCAUCCAAGCUUGUGUCAGUGGGCGUAUAUAGAAGGCUUCAAACAAAAAGAAUCGAGGAUCUGCAGUUUUGCUUCGGUAGUCAACAAGCGACCUCCUGGGACGUCCUUUGUCACUUAUUGACCCCAAGGAAAGAUCAGCCCAUCGAUGCUCGUGUUUGCAGGAAAGUUCAGCCCUGGCUUUCCUCCAGAUAUUGUAAGCAGUCACUGCAGUUUGGCUGUCCUGUUCCGUCUAAUCUCGACCUGAUUUUGCUUCUUUCCUUCAUCAGUGACGGUGCGAGAUUUGACCAGCACUGCGCGUCUGAAAGGACAAAUUUAUCAAUUAUUCCUCAGCACUGGAGCCAGGACUCACAGGCGCUUUCUCAAUGCCAGACCAUCUGUGGCCAUGCCCUUAGACCGCCCGCUUCACUGGUCAGGGCCGGGAGGUGCCGCUGCCCUUGCUCCAGGUUUGGCCUGCACACUGUUCUAGCACUUUCCUCCCCAGCUUGCUACAGGUUGUGGACAAGGCAGCGCCAUUUUGGAAGGCUGUCGAAUACCCAGCGACCGCUUUUGACUCUGUUUGAAGAGGGUGCAAAGAGACUUAUUCCCCCAGUUCCUUCAGGCAAGCCAGUUAGUCCGCCGUCCUGUAACUUGCCCGGAUUGGUGCCGUGGUGCAGUCAGCACGUUCCAUCUCCCUGCACGUCAACAUCCAACAUCAGUCCUUCAAACAGCUGGAGGCACGGCUGCUUGGCAAACAGUCCCAGUUACCUUCCGCCCUGUUUGCUCACUGGGAACGGAGCCAGUGUGAGUGAAGCAAAGUCGCUGCUACUUCAACAGACCAGUAAGAGAAGUCAUCUCCAGCACCUGAGUUUUGCCUGCAUCGUUGAGCCCUUCCUUGCUUUGCCAGAUCCACCUACCUCAUCUGCAGAAUGCACUGUUGCUGACGCCUUCCCCGCCACCUCGUCCCCCAUCCCCAGCAUUACUUACGCGGAAACUCAACUACACACUGAGCAAAAAGAGGACCGUGCAUCCCCGAACAAGCCUGUCAGCAAAUCGAAGGAAUCGCUGAGGAAGGUCUCCCAAAUCCGAAUCCGGAAAACCAUCCCCAAGCAGGACACCAACCUCACACCCAUGGGGUUGCCCAAACCCAAGCGAUUAAAGAAAAAAGAAUUUAGUUUGGAGGAGAUAUACACUAACCAGAAUUACAAGUCACCAUCUGCACACAGCAAGUACCUGGAGACUAUUUUCGAAGAGCCUGUCCUGAAGAAGGGCUCGUUCGUCUGCACCAGCCUCCAGAAACGCAAGCGUCUUUUAGAGUUCCAAGACUACACGCUUCCCCGCAAGCGACGAACUCACGCCGGAGUGAAGGUCCCGAGCCGUACCCGGGGCAGGAAGGCCAGCACGCGGGAAGAGGAGGUAGAUUCACUGCUCGUCCAAAAACUCACUGAACUGGAAGCCUUCCUGGCUGGAGAGGAUGAAGGCCUCUGAUGGAUGUAACCUGUUGGGGUGUGUCCAGGUCUGUUUUCACUACAGGGGAGGUUGCACUGUGUGCAUACCUCUUUAGGUUUGACUGGGGAAAGAAUAGCGUGGAGUUUGUAGGCUGCUGCAUGCUUUGUUUUAAAUGAGGCAUCACAAAAUGGAGGUGGCAAGUCUUAAAACAGCCUCCUGUGCAAAUAGCACUGCCCCACUCCUGCUGUGAGUGUGCGGAAGAAAGAAUAUUCUACCUUUAUUCAGAAGGCAUUUGUGGAGAAUUACUCAGAACUAAAUGGGACAUCGGUGAGAUGAAAUUCACCUUGCGCUCGCAAUCAAAUGAAGCUGCUUCACCCUCCUACCAACAUUUGAUUUGCUGCAAACCAACUUCUUAUCACUCUUGAGGAGAGAGUGGCUUAAGCAGAGAGCAUCUUUUAAUGUUUACAGGACAGUAGAUCUGAAUUUCACUGGUCUAGGCUGGAUCCGUUGUGCUUUUUAGGGCACCACCUCCUAAGUGUUUUCUAGUUGAGUGUGGUUUGACACAGGAUGGAUGCUGAUAUUUUUUUAUAUACCUAAAUAUCUAGACAACUUGAGCCUGAAGUGCUAAAAGUAAAUAUUCCAAAGUAAAGACUGACUGUGUCUGUGUGCCUGUCUGUCUGUCACCUCCAGAAAUGCAAGUAAAGGUGAAAAUGACCAGCGAGAGGACAACUGAUCAACCUGCAGGCUUUUCCCAGUAAGAAUGACCUUUGGGGUCAGCAUCAGCCUUUAGCUGCGGAGGGUGUGUGUCACCAGAGAGUGGUGCUGCACCACCACGUGGGUCGUGUGUGUGUGUUUUUUUUAAACACUGGCAAAAUGCUUAAUUUGCAUUGGUCAUAUGAAUCAAAUUUACAAUUACUGCAGAUUUAAUUAACUCAGUGCUGUAUUUUGGUAGUGUAUUGGCAAUGACUGACCUAACCAGAGUUAAGUGGAUGUGUAGAUCUCAUUAGUACAAAUGAGGGUUUGUAAUCCAGCAUGCAUGGAAAACUGAGGCAUUUACUGUAUAAACACUGCACCUUAAGUCCUGAAUGCUCACUAAAACAUCAUAAAAUUGCUGCAUUCCCAGCUGUGCCGCGUUCUCCUCCAGAGGUAGUGGAUUGAAGGUUUGACUCUGCCGGUGCUGUACAGGCCACCCUGUUGGAGAUGCUGACAUCUUGGGGUGGGGGUGAGAGAUUUCACAGUUGUAGGAAACCUGCGUCGUGGCCAAUGUUAAAACGUCAGCCAACAGGUGAAGUAGCUGCUGCACUUCUGGCAUUUCUUCAGAGAGAAUGGGCCGGAGCUGUGAAAGGCAUCUCUUAAUCCAAGUGCUUUCUGUAACUGCACGAGCUCUCGCUCUCCCACAUCAAACAAAAGUAUUGUGUCUGAUCAGCCCCACUGUGAGUGGGAGCUUGGCCAGACUGCUUGAAUUAUGCCAGGGAAUUCCAGUAAGAAUGAAUGUGUGCUCCGAUCAAAUGGCCUUCCAGCCUAGGGUCAGCCUUGACUUGUUUAACAACUGUGCUGUGCUGGUACUGUGGGCUGCUGAAUGAAUGAGUUAGAAUAGGACAAGUCUUCUGGACCCUGUCCAUCCACGGGGGUUUCAGGUGCAGGAGAUGGUGGUUCCCUUUCAGGAUACUUGUAAAACUGUCUCCCUGCAGCGAGAUGGUAGGAGAACAGCAGUCGGUGUAAAGCUGGAAUGUAAUUCUCAACUCUGGGGCUUGCUUCCAGCUUAAAGAACUCGCAUUUAUGCAACUGUUGUACUCUGGGAGUGUCCUGGAUCCUUGUGGCCAGUUGAGUGUGGCCACUGAUGUCAUGUGGGAAUGGUGUGCCCAGCAAGGUUCUGCAAGCUGUAACUGAGACAUGACUGAUCACCUGAUCCAAUGACAUUGAAGCAGUAGCUCAGCAUCAAAUGCAAUGAGUUAUAACGUGUGUGGCUGCAGUAGGUGCAAAUUGCUCCAGUGAUAAUUAAUUGUCAUGUGAAAUCUUAAUGCCUUUGCAUCUUUGCAUGCCCUGCACAAGAGAGUACUGAUUGGUCUCGGUUUAGUACCAUUCAAAGGCAAGGUAUCUGAGAGUGCGGCACUCCCUUCCAUACUGCAAGGAACACCAGCUCGGGUAUGUUACAGCCUCUGCGCGCCAGUUGAUGCCAACAGUAUCCUUGCAGUUGUAGACACCUGAUGCUGGGAGAUCCCCACCCUUCCUCUGCUCGGGUGCAAGUUCCAUCUGGUGCAGUCUCUCAGCUGGGGUUGGCUCACUGGGACGGUUGAAUGGUUUACAGAGCAGCGGGAGUUGGGAUUCCCUGAGAUCACCGCUGACCCUUCCUGCAUUGACUCCAUACCUCACUUCCCUGAAUAUCUGAGCACCUGAGCCUCCACAGCCCUCUUGGGGAGAGAAUGCCGAAGGUUCACUCCCUUCUGGCUGAAGAAAUGUCUUCCUCGGUGUUGAAUGUUCAGCCCCUUAUUUUUCGAUUGUGACCUCUGGUUGUAGACAGCCUGGCCAGGUGGAAACCUGUCAAUCCUCAUCAAUUCCUCUUUUAAACAUGAGAGUACGUGUGGAAUGAGAGGAAACCUUUAACGUGAACCAGCAGGUAGCUGCUGAGAAGUGGAACGGACACCUCAAAGAGUCCCUGUCAGGGGACACUUAGUUUAACUGUUACUUCCCUCUGUUGCCAAGUGGGUGGUUGCCAGUGAUGUGAGAUUUCCUCAUUGGUUCUGAACUGAGGUCAUUACCCUUCCUCUCUCCCCAGAUGCUGCCUGACUUGCAGAGUAUUCCCUGCACUUUUACUUUCUCCUCGCAGGCCCCCAGACUCUGUACAGCCUGGGUUGAGAAUGGGAUCACACCUAUUUCUUGGAGGUUUGUUUACAGAACGAUGUCCAUGUGCUCCGGGGGGGGGGGGGGGAAUGACCUGUUCACUCACUCGCACAUCCUGUUAAAGCAGAAGUCUAUUCCACGUCACUGACCAGAGUUUGCAAACUGUCUCAUGAUGCAUCUGGAGCACACCAACACUAACCUUUUAACUUUGUGUGUAGUCUUUUAAAGUACACUGUGAACCUGAUUUUUUUUUUGUUUCAAUAGCAAACAUUUCCUAUUUAAUGUGCAUGAAAUGAAGGCGAGGGCAGUCAAUAGAGUUUAACCAUCUAUAAAGUGCUUCUGUUUACCCCUUGAUGUUUCUCUGCAUCUUAACAUGCCCCAAGUACCCCUGGAGGGAGUCGGAUGUAACCUCUGCACUGUGCACCAGGUUUUGAAAUAACUCUCUGCCUAGUCCCCAGACCUGAUGCCUCCAGGAAUAGUGGUGUGUGUAACUUUCACCCUGCUGUGCUGUUCGUCGCUGCCUUCUGACCUUGCGUGCCCUCUUCAGUUCUGGAACACGCAGUCACUCGAGCGUUUGAAUGAUUGCUGACUGUUUUGCCUCUGGGGUUCUGAGCUGCCUCGCCUGCUGUACCUGUCCAACUGGAGCCGUGAAGCGGGCGCUUUUGAUUCCCAGCCCAGGGAAAAUUGGGGCGAAUGUGAAGUCUCCAGUGCAGAUCAGUUAACACAGCAGAGGUUGGGACCAAGUCUAUGAUGCUCCAACCAAUGCAGAGGCUCCAGUCAUUGGGAACCUUUUCCCACUUGUACGCACGUGCGUCUCUGCUAGAUAUUGUACUCCAUCUCUUUGCUGCCGCCUUAAUGCUGUUAUUGGAGGUUCUGACCUUUGGUUUGAUACCAGGGACAUUAUACCUCGUGGAUAGUGCUGGUUACUAAGUUGGAUUGGUCUUGUUGAUCAGAAUGUCGUGCAUUUGACCAGCUUCUAAUCCAUUAUACCGCUUUAUUGUAAAUGCAAUUAACUGGUACCUUUUGAGUACCUGAGUGAUUUGUGCACCCUCUAUGUAGAUCUUCUAUUGUGUUCUGUUCAAGAGUUCUCCUGUAUAUUUUCGAUGACACUAAUAAAAAUGUGUUUUUU